Messenger RNA from Vespa velutina, 2321 nucleotides. RefSeq names its product odorant receptor 13a-like. Gene Ontology annotation, biological process: sensory perception of smell; detection of chemical stimulus involved in sensory perception of smell. Lineage: Eukaryota; Metazoa; Arthropoda; Insecta; Hymenoptera; Vespidae. Gene Ontology annotation, molecular function: olfactory receptor activity; odorant binding. The record is from RefSeq and is a predicted model, not a curated record. The coding region runs from base 986 to 2260 and encodes 424 amino acids. Gene Ontology annotation, cellular component: plasma membrane. The transcript is spliced from 6 exons.
UUUAUUUUUGUAAAAAUGAAAUUUCGAAGAAACUCGAUACCAUGCAAAUACUUCUUUGCUAUUUGUGUAAAUUUGAGACGCGUUAUAUCGUUUGCAGAGUUAUCAGAAAAUUACAGAUUUCUAUUUAUCGAUCGAGCCAAAUCAUUUCUCACUUUUUCUUUUUUUUUCUUUCUUUUUUUUUUUUUUUUUUUUUUUUUGUUUUUGUUUUAUUUUUCCUAACACGCUAUUUUAUAAAUAUAUUAUUAAUAAUAAUUAUUUAAUUUCUAGUUUUACGCUGAAGACUCGAGAUAGAAAUUUGAUGAAUAUAAAUAUUAUAAUAUUAAUAUGACCUUUGAGAUAGAAUAUUGUAUAAUGUAAAUAUCCAAAGAUGAGAUAAACGAUAUUAUAGCAUAUGUAAUGUUAAUCGAUGUUUAAUUUUUUAUAUAUAUAUAAAAAGACAAAAAUCGUGUAAUAUUAUUUCACUGUUAUACCUACAUUGCCUUCUUUUAGAAAUGUAUUGAAAAAGAUUUUGAUAUUUCAUUGUCACCAUCUUAUAACUAAUAAUUUCAUUUUUACAGGAAAAUUCAAAAUUAUGAUUUAUCUGCAUGAUAUCUUUUUUUUUUUUUUGUUUUAUUCUUUUAUUUUUAAUAUUUUUUUUCUUUUUUUUUCUUUUUCAACACCGAACAAUUUGGAUUUAGUCACAACAAUCUCACAGAACGUACUGCCAGCUACAUAGUCCGUCGGUAGAAAUAUCCUAUGACAUAUGCUCCUAUCGUCUACUCUAUAAUCAGACAAAAUAUCCAUGCAGUUAUGACAGCUUUUAUCUUCAAUUAUCUUAAAAGACAUAGAUAGAAAAUACUAGAGGCUAGUGAAUAAUGCCUACUAAUAAGGCUAACAUUUUCAAGAAAAAUAUCCAAUUCGUAAGAGGAUAAUGUACGACUAGAGACAAACAAAAGUUUCUUCGUGACGUUUGCAAAAAUACACGAGUCAUAAGUGGUUAAGCAAAAUGCAUACGAAGUCGAAGAAGGAUUCGUCAUAUGUCUGGAUAAAUCAACAUUAUGAAUUAAGAAUUCUCAGUAUCAAUAUGCUCAAAUGGGUUGGCUUAUGGACUCUUGAUACGAAUACUUCAUCUUUCUUGAAAUGUGUUUAUUAUAUUUACAACAAAAUCGCAAUUACUACAAUGAUAAUAUUCACGAUAACUCUUUUCGCUGAUAUUUGUAUGAUGUUUGACGAUCUAUCGAUAGUGACAGACGAUGGUUGUAUAUUUGCUGGAAUCACUGUAGUACUUUUUAACGUGAUCAAUUGUCAAUUCACACGUGAUAGAAUUGCUCGACUGAGCGAUGAGACGUUAAACUCUUGCGAGGAACUUUGUCAAUUGUCUGAAGUCAACUUUGCAGAAAAAUUAAAAUAUUAUCUAUGGCGAGAUAAAAUACCAUUUUAUAGUUUUUGUUCAUUGGGUUAUCUUUUGGUAAUCGCAUUGAUAUUUGUUACACCGACGGAAGGUGGAAAUUUACCGAUAAGAGCACGUUAUCCUUUCGAUACCAAGACAUCACCAGGACACGAAAUUGGCUUCGUUGUAGAAGCUUGUAGCAUAUUUUUUGGUGUAACUGCAAUUUUAGCGAUUGAUACAAUAAUAGUAUCUAUUUGUAAUUUGAUCCUCUUACAAUUAGAGAUAUUGAAUAUGAAUUUUCAAUAUUGUUCAACAACAGAGAUCAGACAUUUUAUUGAUAAGAACGAUGAUAAUAUGAUCGAAAGAGAUCGAUCGAUAAUGAUCCAAAGGAAAGAACCUCGAUAUAAUCGAUUCGAAGAACUCUUUGAACAAUACAUUCGACAUCAUCAACGAUUGGUGAACAUGAUCGAUGACUUGAAUGAUCUAUUUAAUUCUAGCAUGUUAGUUCAAAUGUUUUCAAGUACUUCGAUGAUAUGCCUAACUGGAUUUCAAGCUAUUGUGGUCUCUGGACAAGAUUCAAAUUUGUGGAAAUAUUCAAUUUACUUAGGUGCUGCAGUUAGUCAGCUUCUUUACAUAUGUUGGAUAGGAAACGAAAUGAUAACUCAUAGUUCCUCAUUGGUCGAAGCACAAUGGCUUUCUCAAUGGCAUAAUCAACCACUCGAUCGUAUUGCAAAUUUAUUAAUAUUCUCCUUCAUGUUUUCUCAAAAACCUUUGAGAUUGAAAGCCGGCAAAUUUUAUACAUUAUCUUUGGAGACAUUUAUCGCUAUAAUGAAAGGAUCGUACUCCUUCUUCGCUCUACUGAAUAGCAUGCAUUUGGAAGACGAUGGAUAAUUCUGAUGAUAAAAUUAUCAUUAUUUGGAUUCUAUUUAAAUCAUGAUCAAUGACAAUUUAU